GCAAAAAUGGCGGAUAAACUUCCGUGGGGUAUGCAGAACGAGGGAAUAACGCCAGGGUCAAUGAAGACCAUUUCCCAGAACAAGUUGAAAGCCUUCAGCGUGGGGCAGAUGAAUCUUGGGAAAAAGCUUUCCAAACGAGCCGAAGAAGAACAUCGAAAAAAGGCGCAAGAAAAGGAGGCUGCCAAAGUUUACGAAGAAUUUGUUGCAUCCUUUGAAGACACUUCCAACCUCGCCAAAACAUUUGUUAGAGGGUCAACAAUUAAUACAGAUGAGGAGAAGUCGGAGCAUAAAUCUGGAAAGUUGUACAGACCAUCAUCUAAGGUUUCUGAAGCGAUCAUCGCUCGCAAACAACGAGAAAAAGAAGCUGCGGAGAUCAGAGCAGAAAGAGAAAGACAAGAUAGACCAGAGUUUCCCAAGAAGAAAAAGGAGAAGGAGAAGUCCAAGAGUAAUCUCGAACUCUUCAAGGAAGAACUCAAAGUUAUUCAGCAAGCAAGAGAAGAACGCCAUCGACAGAAGAGAGACAAGUCCUCGUCAUCGUACCAUGAUUCUGAAGACCAUCAUGAAAUGUCACAAUCCUCAUCCUCAGGGGAUGUCAGGGUACCAGCCGGAAUGGAAGAUUAUUCCUAUGGUUCCCAUGACUACGGAGAUCCAAGUACAACAAAUAUUUUCUUGGGGAGCAUCAAUCCAAAGAUGGAUGAGGAAAUGUUAUGUGAAGAGUUUGGGAAGUACGGCCCUCUAGCCAGCGUCAAGAUCAUGUGGCCCAGGACGGAUGAAGAGAGAAGUAGGAAUCGUAAUUGCGGUUUCGUCGCCUUCAUGACGCGAAAAGAUGCAGAGAGAGCCAUUAAAGCAUUAAAUGGUGUGGAAUUCAUGAACUAUGAGAUGAAACUAGGCUGGGGAAAGGCUGUACCCAUCCCACCCAAUCCAGUCUACAUCCCUAAGGCGAUGUUGGACCUCACCAUACCACCCCCUCAAUCUGGUCUACCCUUCAAUGCCCAAAGCAAGGAUAAGAAGACAAGGCAACCUCCGAUCAACCCACUUGUCUCUGAAGAGGAUCCAGAGAUUCUGAAGACCUUAAAAGAUGCAGUUGUAAAAGUGGUUAUCCCGACCGAAAGGUCUCUGCUCUUAGCAAUCCAUCGAGUGAUCGAGUUUGUGGUUCGUGAAGGUCCUAUGUUUGAAGCUAUGAUCAUGAAUAGAGAGUUGGAGACUCCGUUGUACAGAUUUCUGUUUGACAACAAGUCACCAGCUCAUAUAUACUAUCGUUGGAAGUUGUAUUCCAUACUUCAGGGAGACUCAAUCGGCAAAUGGAGAACAGAAGACUUCCGGAUGUUUAAGAUUGGUUCAAUAUGGCGACCCCCACCCAUUAAUCCAUACACACGGGGCAUGCCUGAGGAACUAGCUCCUAAACCUGAGCCAAUGAAGAAAGGAUCACUCAGUGACAGCCAACGAGACAAGCUUGAGGAGAUGCUGAGAGGUCUUACCAUGGAGAGAUCUAAGAUUGCUGAAUCUAUGGUCUUCUGUCUGGACCAUGCUGAGUCGGCUGAGGAGAUCGUUGAAUGCAUCUCAGAAUCACUGUCUAUCCUGGAAACUCCAAUCCAUAAAAAGCUCGGUAGACUGUUCUUGAUUUCCGAUAUCUUAUUCAACACCAACACCAAAGUGGCCAACGCUUCAUACUUCCGUAAGUUUAUUGAGGUGAAGUUACCAGUCAUCGUUGUGAAUCUUAGAGAAGCUCACGUCAGGAUCCAGCAACGAUUGAGAGCAGAGCAGUUCAAGCAAAAGGUAAUGGCCUGUUUUCGUUCAUGGGAUGAGUGGGCCAUCUACCAGUAUGACAUCUUGGUACGUCUUCAGAAUGUCUUCCUGGGUCUCAUGCCAAUGAAAGGAGCAGAAGAUGAAGAAGGAGAAGAUGACGAGGAUAUUGCAGAGCCACAAGCCCCAGAGAUCUUACCACCAGUAGUCGUUGAGGAAGAGUCUUCAGAUCUAGACGGAGCCCCAUUGCCAUAUGAUGAUAGCAUGGAUGGGGAGUCACUCGCUGAGGGAAACUCAGAUCUAGAUGGGAUGCCGUUGAAGGAUGGUGGCAUGGAUCUAGAUGGGAUGCCCCUUGGGGUGGUAGAGGACUAUGAUGGAGCGCCAAUUAAAGAGGAAGUAGAUCUUGACGGUACUCCAAUCUCAGAACAUCUUAAAGACAAGAAACCCCCAGGAUUCAAGAUUGCUCCUUCCAAGUGGGAGACGGUAGACGCUUCAGUUCUUGAAGCUCAGGCCAUGACCUCCUCUAAGUGGGAGUUACUUGAGAAGGAUGAAGAGGGAGAUGAAGAUGAAGAUGGAGAUGAUAAGGAGACGGGAGGUCAAGAUGAGGAUGAUGCUGAAGGAGAUUGGCAAGAGGAGAGUCCAGAGCAUGAAGUUACAUCUCAAGACAUUCCACUGAAGAGUACUGAGAUGACUGAAGAGAGAAGAGCCAAGCUUCGGGAGAUUGAGGUUAAGGUGAUGAAGUUUCAAGAUGACUUGGAGGCGGGUAGAAGGAGUCGUAAACAUGGCUUAACCAUUCAAGAUCAGGUCAGCAAAUACAGAGCCAAGCUCCUUCAGAAGGAACAAGAGAAGGAUCUUGAGAAGCAAAGAGAUAAAGAGAAGGAACGCCAGCGAGAAAAGAAGCUGGACCGUGUUCGGGAAUUUGAACGAGCAAGGGAGCGAGAGAGAGAGAGACUUAGCCACGUAUCUGAUGAUUCUGCAGAUGAAGCACCACCAUCACGCCGAGAGCGAAAACGUCGUCGUAGUCGAUCAGGAAGCCCUGUCGGCAAGCGCAGCCACUCCCCGUCCCGAUCACCCGUCUCUGAAAGGCGUCAGAUCCACUCAACCCCGAUGGAUCGCUCUCCCCUCUCCAUCAUUCGUGAAUACUCCGACUCUCCCAUCCAGAAGUCUAGAUCAGGUUCCCCUAAGAGGUCCUCCCAUGCCAGGUCCCGCUCCUCCCCUAAGAGGUCCCAUAGAUCUCGAUCUAGGUCACCCCGUCGAUCCCGGAGGUCAAGGUCGAGAUCAGGGUCACCCCAUAGGUCAAGAAGGUCACGGUCCAAAUCCCCAAGUAGGCACUCAACUUCAUCUCAUAAGAAACGAAGAAGAUGAAAUUGAGACAAUCCACUUUGUACAGUAACUGCCACUUUGGAUUUUUUUCUUUGUGUAGAAAUUCAAGAGAUUUGAAAACCUUGUUUGUAAAUAGCACCUCAGAUCAUCUUCUCGACAAUACUUCAUAAAAGUAAAAUUUUUCAUAUAAAUCUAUUUAAAUCAAAGCUGAGAUUUUUUUGGGGUUUAAACUAAUGUUAUAUGCAACUCGAGUUGAACUAACUCAUGAGUUUCAAUUAGAGGGAAUAUCAAGUGAAAGCCAGAUUCCUGCUGGCUUUGUGCGUCUCUCAUCCACAAAUGGCUUGCAGAAAAAUGCAUUGUUAUUGGUUGCAGAUAUGUUCACAUAAAUAAACAAUUUUCACAUGACAUACUAAUGAUUGGAUGUGUCUUGCUGAAGGUUUAGUACAUUUCAGUGAUACCUUCACCCAAAAGUAUUUGAGGUAAAAACAUUCACUUCUGGUCUGUCCCACCUUUAGCCUGCCAAUAUUUAUCAGAGUACUGCAACGUAAGACGGCAUGUUAUAUCUUGGUGCUUGUACCUUAAGUCAGGGGUUAUUCUCAACCACCUAUACAGCAUUCUCCCUUAACUGUAUAGCUCGCUGGCCAAGUGUUAGUAGAGUCACAGGACAGCCAGUCAAAAGUCUCUCCGAGUAGUCAAUCAAGGUGGUCAGUUCAAUGUUAAAAAGCAUCCUAUUUAAUGUAAUGUAUGGACAAUCUGGGGGACUGGUGGGGUGACAAGCUUAUUGGUCCUACUGGAUAGUCACUGAUAAAGUUACUGUGAUUACUAUGUAAUGGCUUAAUGAAGUUUAGUCAAAAGAUGGCAUCAGAUGAAAUGUCAUCCCAAUCCACAUGUGGGCUGAACCUCCUGCUAAACCAGUACGCUUUGUUGUCUGCAGGUUGAGACUUCAUUGAUGUCAAACCAGGGUUCUAAUUCCCACUGAAAUUCCCACUGAGGAAACGCCAGUCUGAGGGUAAAACCAAUUAUAUCAUAUCCCUGCCCAUUUAUUUUUGUUGUGCUAUCCCAUUUAAAGUAAACAUUUCCAGUAAACUGUCUGCGGCCUUCGACACACCACUACAUGACAAGAAUAUUUUCAUUAUUAUUAGGUCAUUAUUGGCCAACCUAAGAACAUGUACUAUUUGUAUUCAUAUGUCAAGCAUCAUAUAAGUAAUAAUAAACAUUCUUUGGUAAAAAAA
Asterias rubens (European starfish) is the source of this 4298-nucleotide messenger RNA. RefSeq names its product U2 snRNP-associated SURP motif-containing protein-like. The record is from RefSeq and is a predicted model, not a curated record. Bases 7 to 3108 code for a protein of 1033 amino acids. The transcript is spliced from 21 exons. Gene Ontology annotation, molecular function: RNA binding. Gene Ontology annotation, cellular component: nucleus. Lineage: Eukaryota; Metazoa; Echinodermata; Asteroidea; Forcipulatida; Asteriidae. Gene Ontology annotation, biological process: RNA processing.